CCCCUAUAUAUACCCACUUCUCUCACCAUUUUCAAGCACCCAAAAACCAUCUUCUUCUACUCAUCAUCCCUCCUCUCUCUCUCUCUCUCUCUCUCUGCAACCAACCAUGCCUGAAGCUCCAAAGAAGUCAUUCAAAGCAACGGGGCACGACUACUGUCUGGCAGAGAAGAACAAGAAGGCUCUUCAGUUCAUUGAAGAUGUCACCACCAACGCUGAUCAAGUCCAGAAGAGGGUGUUGGCUGAAAUUCUCACCCGCAAUGCCCACGUUGAGUACUUGCACCGCCACGGCCUCGGCGGCCACACUGACCGUGACACCUUCAAGAAACUCAUGCCUGUCAUCACCUACGAGGAUUUGCAGCCUGAUAUCACCCGUAUCGCCAAUGGGGAUACCUCUCUGAUUCUGUGCUCCAACCCCAUCUCCGAGUUCCUCACAAGCUCGGGGACUUCUGGCGGGGAGAGGAAGCUGAUGCCAACCAUAGAAGAAGAGCUGGAGAGGAGGUCAUUGCUUUAUAGUCUGCUCAUGCCGGUGAUGAGCCAGUCCGUUCAGGGACUCGAAAAGGGAAAAGGGAUGUAUUUUUUGUUCAUUAAGUCUGAGGCCAAAACCCCAGGUGGGCUUGUGGCACGCCCGGUGCUCACAAGCUACUACAAAAGCUCCCAUUUCAGGGAGAGGCCUUAUGACCCUUACACCAACUACACUAGCCCAAACGAAACCAUUCUCUGUCCAGACUCUUACCAGAGCAUGUACUCCCAAAUGCUCUGUGGCCUUGUCCAGAACAAGGAGGUCCUCCGGGUGGGCGCCGUGUUCGCCUCCGGCUUCAUUCGGGCAAUUCGCUUCCUGGAGAAGCACUGGACUCUUCUUUGCAGGGACAUAAGGACUGGAACCAUCGACCAACAAAUCACCGACCCCUCCGUGAGGGAGGCGGUCAUGAGGGUGCUUAAACCCGAUCCCAAGCUUGCGGAUUUCGUGGAGGGUGAAUGUAGGAAGGAGUCAUGGCAAGGGAUCAUCACAAGGCUGUGGCCUAAUACCAAGUAUGUGGAUGUAAUUGUGACUGGGACCAUGUCACAGUACAUUCCAACUCUUGAUUACUAUAGCAAUGACCUCCCUUUAGUGUGCACCAUGUAUGCUUCUUCCGAGUGUUAUUUUGGUGUCAACCUCAACCCUCUCUGCAAGCCAAGCGAAGUCUCCUACACCCUCAUUCCCACUAUGGCCUAUUUCGAGUUCUUGCCCGUUCACAGAAACAAUGGGACCAAUUCCAUCUCUGUCCCCAAAUCCCUCAAUGACAAGGAGCAACAAGACUUGGUCGAUCUCGUCGAUGUCAAGCUUGGGCAGGAGUAUGAGCUGGUCGUCACCACUUAUGCCGGGCUGUAUAGGUAUAGAGUAGGAGAUGUGCUCCGUGUGGCCGGAUUCAAGAACAAGGCACCCCAGUUCAACUUCGUAUGCCGGAAGAAUGUGGUGUUGAGCAUCGAUUCCGAUAAGACGGAUGAGGUUGAGCUGCAGGCGGCGGUGAAGAAUGCGGUGAACCACCUGAUGCCGUUCGACGCGACUCUCACCGAGUACACAAGCUAUGCGGAUACCACCACAAUUCCAGGCCACUAUGUCCUGUACUGGGAGCUGAGCCUGAGGGGGUCAACCCCAAUUCCUCCAUCUGUUUUCGAGGACUGCUGCCUGACUGUCGAAGAAUCCCUCAACAGCGUGUACCGGCAAGGCAGGGUCUCAGACAAGUCGAUUGGGCCACUGGAGAUGAAGAUUGUGGAGUCAGGGACAUUCGACAAGCUGAUGGACUAUGCCAUUAGCCUAGGGGCGUCCAUAAACCAGUACAAGACCCCACGGUGUGUGAAAUUUGCGCCCAUCAUUGAGCUAUUGAACUCAAGGGUUGUGUCCAACUACUUCAGCCCCAAGUGCCCCAAAUGGAUUCCUGGACACAAGCAAUGGUGCAACAAGAACUGAAGAAUUUGGUGGACUACUGCUCUCAACCCUUUCUAUCAUCAUCACCAUUAUCAUCUUAGAAGGAAGAAAAGAAUUAAGCCCUUUAGGUUAAUUGACCCAUCUUUUUCCAUGUUCCUUAUCUUCCCUUUUUUCUUUUCGAUUUUUUUAACCGUUGUUUAAUAUGCAUAGAGACUUUGGAUUAGCCAUGUACAAAGACAGUUCCUUCUCCAAGGAAGCUCUUUUUUCCA
This is a messenger RNA of Vitis vinifera (wine grape), 2175 nucleotides long. Its product is annotated as indole-3-acetic acid-amido synthetase GH3.6-like. Gene Ontology annotation, molecular function: indole-3-acetic acid amido synthetase activity. Gene Ontology annotation, cellular component: cytoplasm. Lineage: Eukaryota; Viridiplantae; Streptophyta; Magnoliopsida; Vitales; Vitaceae. Bases 107 to 1948 code for a protein of 613 amino acids. The record is from RefSeq and is a predicted model, not a curated record. The transcript is spliced from 3 exons.